UUACCUUGAGAUCAUCCAGAAAGGCCUCUUCAUCGGCGAGAGCGGGCAGCGGAAACGAUAUCCUCGCAGUGCUCGCAUCGACGGGUUCUUUCAAGGGUGCGGCAAGUCCAUUACUGCGGGGCCCGAGAUGACUAGCAGCAGUAUCCGGUUAGCAACGACUCUUGCGUUUGUACUGACGCUGGUGGUCGCAGUAUCCGCCAGGAGCGCCCGCGAGCCAGAAAAGCUGAACACCGACGUCGUCACACAUGCCUCUGACAACUUUCCGAUAAAUCCAGUAGUGCCAAUUGUCGGCCUCGCCAAGGGCAUCAUCGCCGCAAUCGUCAUUAGCAUCAUCGUGGCCAUCGUCCUCAUCGUCUUGUGCUGCAUCUGCUGUUGUAGGGCUUGCGCGAACAAUAAGGAGACGCACACAGUGGUGUACACGGGCAACCCGAACCAGCAGCAGUUCCCGCAGCAAUUCCCGCCGCCGAUGCAGCAACAGUGGCCGCCAGGGGCGCAGCCCAAUGCGCCUCAGGCCUACUCCGCGCCUCAGGCCUACGCCGCUCACCAGGCCUACACAGCGCCUCCGCCAGCGUACCCGCCCGGUCCUGCCUACGAGCCACCGAAGAAGUACUAGACGUGGAACGAAGUGCAAGGCGGGACACCGCACAAAGGCACGCGUGGAAUGACUUUUGUGCAUACAAUUUCG
Molecule: messenger RNA, 685 nt
Organism: Rhipicephalus sanguineus (brown dog tick)
Lineage: Eukaryota; Metazoa; Arthropoda; Arachnida; Ixodida; Ixodidae
Exons: 4
Coding region: 128-613 (161 amino acids)
Source: RefSeq, a predicted model, not a curated record